GGUUGGCCGCCGCACUCGGCCCAGGGCUCGCUGUGAGCUGCCGGCCGAGCCAUGGGCUGCGACGGUCGGGUGUCAGGGCUGCUCCGCCGCAACCUACAGCCCACGCUCACCUACUGGAGCGUCUUCUUCAGCUUCGGCCUGUGCAUCGCCUUCCUGGGGCCCACGCUGCUGGACCUGCGCUGCCAGACGCACAGCUCUCUGCCCCAGAUCUCCUGGGUCUUCUUCUCGCAGCAGCUCUGCCUCCUGCUGGGUAGCGCCCUCGGGGGUGUCUUCAAGAGGACCCUGGCCCAGUCAUUAUGGGCUCUCUUCACCUCUACCCUGGUCAUCUCCCUGGUGUUUGCUGUCAUCCCCCUCUGCCAUGAUGUGACGGUAUUGGCCUCGGUCAUAGCGCUGGCGGGCCUAGCCAUGGGCUGCAUCGACACCGUGGCCAACAUGCAGUUGGUGAGGAUAUACCAGAAGGACUCGGCCUUCUUCCUUCAGGUCCUUCAUUUCUUCGUGGGCCUUGGUGCUCUGCUGAGCCCCCUGAUCGCUGAUCCCUUCCUGUCAGAGGCCAACUGCUUUCCUGCUAAUAACACAGCCAAUGCCACCUCCAGAAGCCAUGUAUCCCGGGUCCUAAGCCAACAUCAUGCAGCAGCCCAGCCUUGGAUGAACCAGACGAUCCCCAGGCCGCCCCCAAAGGAUGUGACCGAGAACCACGUAUCCUAUGCGUUCUGGAUCAUGGCUCUCAUCAAUCUCCCAGUGCCCCUGGCUGUUCUAUUCCUGCUGUCGAAGGAGCGGCUGCUGACCUGCUCCCAGAGGAAGCCCCUGCUCCUGUCUGCAGACGAGCUUGCACUAGAGACCCGGCCUGUUGAAAAGGAAGACACUUCCUCACUUGCCUACAAGUUUCAGCCACACCCAGGGCAGGAGGACCUGUUCAGCUGCUGCCAGAGGAAGAACUUCCGGGGAGCCCCGUGCUCUUUCUUCGCCAUCCACAUCACAGCCGCUCUGGUCCUGUUCAUGACAGACGGGAUGAUGGGCGCUUAUUCAGCCUUUGUGUACAGCUAUGCUGUGGAGAAGCCGCUCUCUAUUGGACACAAGUCAGCUGGUUACCUCCCCAGCCUCUUCUGGGGUUUCAUCACUCUGGGCCGGUUCAUCUCCAUCCCAGUCUCCUCAAGAAUGAGGCCAGCCUCCAUGGUGUUCAUCAAUGUGGUGGGAGUGGUGGUGACAUUCCUCCUGAUGCUUAUCUUCUCCUACAAUGUCAUCUUCCUGUUUGUGGGGACAGCAAGCCUGGGGCUGUUUCUGAGUAGCACCUUCCCCAGUAUGCUUGCCUACACCGAGGACAUCCUCCAGUAUAAAGGUUGUGCGACCACGGUGCUGGUGACUGGGGCAGGAAUCGGUGAGAUGGUCCUGCAGAUGCUGGUUGGCUUGAUCUUUCAGGCCCAGGGCAGUUACAGUUUCCUCCUCUGUGGCGUGAUCUUUGGCUGCCUGGCUUUUAUCUUCUACAUCUUGCUCCUGUUUUUCCACAGGAUACAUCCUGAACUCUCAUCAGUUCUUACCCAAGACAAAGCCCUCGGUGUGGAGAACUCUGACUGCUACCAGAGGUGAAGAGCUCAGCUUCUGGGCAACAGGGUGACCAGACUGACACAGGAAGCCAGGGUCCUACGGGAGGCUUCUCUUGCCACCUUGUUUGUGUCUUCCGUCCCUGAGUCUUCCCUGGACAAAUCCAGCACCUGCCUGACACUUUAGCUGUCUUCCUCUCUGGUUCGGAUUUCUCCCUGACAACCAGAUGGGAGGAUGAAAGACAGCCCUCAUGCCUCUCCACACGCCACCCCGAGCAUGGGCUAAACUCUGCGUUUGAGAUCACGUUUAGUUGAGGUUUGAGAAACAUGCUAAAAUCAUGUCAUUAAUCAUUGCUAGGUAUAGAUAUAUUUUAAAUUAAUCAAAACCCUCUGGCAUGUGGAAAGGAUUUAUGUGCUCUUCACUUACCCAAGGUCCCAAGUCCCUCACAUCCCUCCUGCAGAAAUCAGUCUAUUGGUGUCCUAAGACAACAAAGGAAAUGUUGAAUCUCACUUUGAGACCCUAGUUCAGUGUUGCACCGGGCUAACUCAGACAAGCUCUAGAAAGCCGUUUGUUAAAUCUUCAUUUUGAGAGCUAGUAGCCAUGGCUAAGACUUAAGUUAUUAUUAUUCUUUUUAUGAGAUGACAUUUCUCUGUGUAGCCCCAGCUGUCCUGGAACUUACUCUGUAGACCAAGCUGCCUUGGAACUCACUCUAUAGACCAGGCUACCCUCACUCACAGAUAUCUGUCUGCCUCUGCCUCCCAGGUGCUGGGAUGAAAGGUGUGUACCACUACCACCCAGAUUAAAAAAUAAUUUGUAACUAAACUAAGGUAAUACUCAAAACAUCACUUUCCAGUUUUACAUGACUGAUGAUCCUGAGCUCAGGAGUGUCCAUGGCACCAAGGUGGUGGCAUUUCUGUGGCAGAAUACUGCUGGGCUCCUUCCCUCAGCUCUCCUGGCAGCCCACUGGUAGUCCAAGGCACAGAAAUGGGAAAAGCUGUGCUGCUGGGAACAGAUGGGCUUCCCAGCAUUGCCCUGCUGAUGAGCAAUGCUAAUUGGUUCAGAAAGCACAGGGAGAAUGAACUGGACAUCCUAUUGUUCUUUACCAAGAUCCUCGAGGUACAGACGAAUUUUAAAAAUUUAAAAAUUUUAAAAAUUUGGAAUUUUAUACCUUUUAUAGAUGAAAAUUUUAUACUGUGUCAAGGUCUUUUUUUUCUCCACAUAAAUCUAGGAUUGUCUAAUAAUUCAAGCCGCGCAGUAUACAUAGAGCAGUGUCAGUGUGCAGAAAUCAGUGUGUGUCAGGAGUGCCCACUUCUAUUCAGAACGUAGGUUAGUAAUCAGAGACUACACCAGCCUGGACAGGGCUGGGUGCAAGGCUUCUGGAAUCACCAACAUGGCUGUCACGGAGACUUCUGAAAGGGACAGAAUGUUCUGUUACAGUUUAUCUGUGCGUUCUCUGGGCAUAUACAUGUGUUCCUGUGAAAGUCAAGUGGACUAUGGUCCCAAGGGCUGUAGUUCACACACUCGGCACCAGCAGAGCAGAGAUGGACCAGGUAUUAGCCUUCUAGCUGUGACCCUGGAAGCCCCUGUCCCCCAAGCAUCUCCAGCCUUGCUUGUUUUUACCAGUAUGAUGGCGUUUCUAAAAGCACCCUACCUCACAGGAGUUCUGAGAGAAUUAAGAAUGUGUGGAGCAUCUGCUACGUGCCCUACAUGGGAACUGCCUUCCAAAUGUUCAUGUUUUUACUGUUAUUACUUUCAAAGCGCCGUAAGCAGCUUAGAAGUCAUCCACAUUUGGUACAAACUCGAAGUCAAACAAAUUUAACUUUGAAAUGCCGGUGGCCUAAGCAAAUCCUUUUAACUAUAUUUAUAAAUACUUAUAAAAGUACCUCAUGCUAGCCAAAUUAAAAUCUAACUGAGCAAUCUAACUAUGGUGACUGACCUGGGCAAAGAGAAAGUGGUUGUAUUUUUCUUGUAGUUUUUCAAGAAAACAUCCUUUUUAUACAGAUCUAGAAAGAAGAAUCACUGGUUAUACCUACAUUGAUGACGAUUGAUGUGUUAAUACAGAAAAUAAAUUAAAACAAAUCUGAUACUUUCCUAAAAAUAAAGUAUUUUAAGCCUA
Molecule: messenger RNA, 3655 nt
Organism: Rattus rattus (black rat)
Lineage: Eukaryota; Metazoa; Chordata; Mammalia; Rodentia; Muridae
Gene: Slc60a1
Product: major facilitator superfamily domain containing 4A
Exons: 10
Coding region: 52-1584 (510 amino acids)
Biological process (GO): transmembrane transport
Source: RefSeq, a predicted model, not a curated record